AUGUCAAUACGUCAAAGAAUUUAGCUGCCUUGAAUUGUUUGUUUGCAAUUUGUUGGUAACUUUUUGGAAAAUUGUACUGGAAAGGGAUAUAAACAAAAAUAUGGAAGGCAUUCAAAUAAUAACCCAGGACUUUGUCAAUGUGCACAUUACAAAAUCUGAAACCGAAACCGCAGCUCCCAUUGAAAGAAGGUUCAAGAAAGGUAUCACUGUCUCGGAGUUUAAGACAAAACUCGAGUUGGUGACUGGGGGCAAUGCCACUACAAUGAAACUGAAAUUGUACGAUUCCAAAAACAACUUUGUUUGUGACAUUGAUAACAAUGAAGCUCUCCUGGGCUCCUACCCUGUUGAUGAUGGAAUGAGAAUCCACGUUAUUGAUAAAUUUGCAUUGGUCAAAGACUUUGAUACAUCGGACAGUGCUGAAAGAUUCCGUCUGUCCGAAGAGGAAUAUGAAAAGAAGGGUGACACACUCAGAUCAUUCUUACAGCGCAACCGACUUGGCAAAUACAAUGAAGAGGAGAUGACCAAACUCAAAGAACAACAGCAGAAGGAGUUGGAGGAAGAGUCCAGACUAGCCGAAUCAGUGUUAGUAGGCGCGCGGUGUGAAGUGAGAGUGCCACAGCAGCCGGUGCGUCGCGCCACAGUCCGCUACAACGGGCCGCUAGAUGGCGCUAAAGGCCUCUGGAUCGGAGUGCAGUACGACGAGCCUCGCGGAAAGAAUGAUGGCUCUGUAAAUGGCAAACGUUACUUCACUUGCCCGCCAAAGUACGGUGGUUUCGUGAAACCGGUUUACGUGACAGUUGGAGACUUCCCCGAAGAAGAAUGUGACUUGGAUGAUGAGAUAUGAUCACAGGUCAUCACCAAUCUCAACAGAUUCCACGCUUGUACCGCCUAAAGAUGAUGCUUGCAGGUUCCAUAGGGUGAUAUAGUUAGGUCAAAAUUACAUAGUUUUUAUGUUCUGACUCAAAUAGGUUAUUAACAAGUUGUUACAAGAAAGUUUUGCAGAAGUUUUUUUUAAAGGAUCUGUAAUUGUCAGCCAGUGCUAUUUGGAAUUAAGGGGAAAUUCUGUAUAAAAAAAUACAGAACAAUAACAUACAAUAUAUAAAGCGUACAGGCAAGUCUAAAACUCCUUGAUCAAUUAAACCUUGUUCAGUUAUAAUGACUUGUAAUUCAUAAUUCACAUCGUUUUUUAAAAGUGAUUAUUGGGAAUCCUUAUAUCAUUCUAUGGCCUUAUCACACCAACUCAACUACAUAGCUUGCUUGCAGGCUAAAUUGUACACUAUUUAAAAGCUUUAUAAAUUAUUUUUUUGUAUGUUUUUGUAAUCAUGAGAAAAUUUGAGGGAAGAUGUAUUUACGAAAUUGUCCAAUUCAGUAUGUUAUUCGUUAAAACAGCUUAAUUUACACAAAAACAAUGAAUGGUAAAUAAUAUUCAAUUACCAUGCUUAUCAAAGAACGAUUUUUUUUGUAUCUGACUUACAUUAUAAACCUUUUAACAUAUCUACUCAAACAAUAUGAUAUUCCUUGUAAUUUUUUAAGAAAGUAAAUUUGUUUAUAAAAAUGUUCAGUCGCAACUUACCCCACUGAAACACUUCCUAUCAUAUUGAAGAUACCUUUUUCACGUCUUUUGCCUAGAAAGGGUAGACAGAGACUUACGGCAUGAGUUUACAUAUUAUUACCCUUCAUGCUAUUUAUUAUAUAAUAUCAAUGCCUUUGUUUUAAAAAUAAUUAUAAUUUAAAAAUUCUAUAAAUCCUUUGUAUCAUAAAUCAAAGAGUAUAUUUCUGUUGUGUGAUUGUUAAUGUGUGAGUUAUAAUUAUUAUGGAAUGGCUGCAAAUUGAGUACAUAUAGCAGUUGCAUACUGUAUAUAUAUGUGUAGGUGGAUCCGAGCCGAGUCAGGUUGGAUCAGAUACCUGACCUUUUAUAUCUAGAUUGGUAUAUAGGUCUAGGUCCUUCUUAGGGAUGAUGCCACCAGGACAAAAAAACAGGAUGAUGUUGAAAACAGUAAUAUACUCUUGCGCCUUUUGACAAUAUUAUUAUGUCACAACAUCUCACUUUUUUAAUCAUGGUUUAAAUGCAAUUUAUUGGAAUUAAUAAAAAAAUUAAUUGGAGGAAUUUUGUUAAAGUUUUGGAUGUAUUUCUAGUUCAUGUAGAAUAAUAAUAUUAGGUGUUGCCAUAUUAUGAACGACUUUAUUUUGAAUAUAAGCUUGUUUCGACAUUCCAAGAUUGUCAAGAAUUUUUUUAGCAUUUAUUCGAGCAAAUAACAUGUAUCACGCUUUGUAAUAACCGAAUAGGUUGUCAAAUUUGUAUUU
Amyelois transitella is the source of this 2304-nucleotide messenger RNA. It is a transcript of the gene TBCB, whose product is annotated as tubulin-folding cofactor B. Gene Ontology annotation, molecular function: microtubule plus-end binding; alpha-tubulin binding. The transcript is spliced from 5 exons. Gene Ontology annotation, cellular component: nucleus; cytoplasm; microtubule plus-end. The record is from RefSeq and is a predicted model, not a curated record. Gene Ontology annotation, biological process: post-chaperonin tubulin folding pathway; tubulin complex assembly; cytoplasmic microtubule organization. NCBI's taxonomy places the organism in Eukaryota, Metazoa, Arthropoda, Insecta, Lepidoptera, Pyralidae. Bases 101 to 844 code for a protein of 247 amino acids.